AGAUCACUUGGAUCCACUCCUUGGAUUUGCUCCCGAACACACGAUGAUCACAUAGCUGAAUAAUGCAGCUAGUUUAGUAGAGUGUAUCUGUUCGACUGUCCGAGUAUACGUUUGCUACCCGCGUUAGCGUCACACGUGCGAUGGCGCGAUGUCCAUCAGCCGGUGUGGUUGUCGCGGGUCUUUUGACGUUUUACUCGUUGGUUGUUCAAGGAUCAGCCGUUGGUGUCUUGAGUACAGGUCAACUCAUUGAAAACCAUGGCCAUCAAUCUUAUAGUAAGCAUUCAGUAAUAACCGAAGAUGGAUAUUUCAUUAAUUUAUUUCGCAUCAAUAAAGGCCGCGGUGGCCCGCCAUUUUUGCUUCUUCAUGCACUUAUGGGAGCAUCCGACCAAUGGUUAUUAAGAGACAGAAAUCACGAUUUACCUUCAAUUUUAGUCAACAGUGGUUACGACGUCUGGUUAGGUGAUUUUAGAGGGAACUUAUAUUCUAAGAAUCAUACGCGCCUCAAUGUAUCUAAUCCAGAGUAUUGGAAAUUCAGCAUUGACGAAUGGGCAUUUUACGAUGUCCCGGCUAUGAUGAAUUACGUGUGUAACAAUACCGAAUACGAUAAAAUGUACGUAGUGACGUACUCCUUGAGCAGUGCCAUUUUGUUUGCCACCGCAUCCGCAAGACCAGAGUACAACGAUAAAAUUAUCGUCAGCUAUCACAUGGCCCCAUUCUUGGCGUUCACCAACAUCAAAUCUCUUCUGUUACGGUUAGGCGUACAAUUUGGAGAAUUUUACUUGGCAAUAUCACGAAGCAUUAAGAAUCACGAAUUGUUUUCAAGGAACCACUGGUCUAUGAAUUCUCUUUCACUGUUCUGCAAUAAAAAAUCAAUUUUUUUAAAGGCGUGUGUAACUUUGCUGUCUGAACUUUUCGGAUUCGAUACUUCUGGAAACUCAACUACGAACCUAGAUUUUAAAUUGACUUAUUCGAGGGCGGGCGUAUCGUUGAACAGUAUAGACCAUUUGCUUCAAAUGAUCAAAUCCCAUAAAUUUCAACAUUACGAUUUAGGGCAUAAUAAGAAUUUGAAAAAAUAUGGACAAACCAAACCACCGGAGUAUGAUCUGCGAAAAGUCACGUCACCAGUUGUAUUGUACUACAGCAAGAACGACAGGGUCGUAGAUAAUGGUACUAUACACAAGCUGAUCUCAGUUCUACCAAAAGUCUACCAAACAAUAAUGAUUCCUAAUGAAAAAUUCGGCCAUAUAGAUUAUGCAUUUAAUUCAAAUGCUAAAACAUUAGUAUUUGAUUCUGUUAUUAACAUUGCAAGACAAUUUAAAAUCGCUCCCAGCCGCCGUCAGUAUGGUUAUAAUUAUUAUUAUUAUUAACAAUAUUGUUAAUUCAGCUAUAUUUUUUAGAUUUAAAAUUUUGUACUAUCAUGAGUUUCUAAUAAAUUAUACCAAAGUUAAUUUAUAGUA
Molecule: messenger RNA, 1457 nt
Organism: Aphis gossypii (cotton aphid)
Lineage: Eukaryota; Metazoa; Arthropoda; Insecta; Hemiptera; Aphididae
Product: lipase 3-like
Exons: 8
Coding region: 141-1367 (408 amino acids)
Biological process (GO): lipid metabolic process
Molecular function (GO): hydrolase activity, acting on ester bonds
Source: RefSeq, a predicted model, not a curated record